UUUUACAAUAACUUCAAAACUACAAAAAAUGACGGUUUUCAAUGUGUGACUGGAUGAACAGAAACAUUUUGUUUAUUCAAACGUCACUUAGAUGCUUUCUUUGCUACAACGCACAUAAGCGCCGCGAUGAGCCACCGCGCGGAAUUGUUGAUAAAAAAGAGAUAACGGAAACAUUUAUUACAUACCCUGAGGGGAAUAUCAUUGAGCUUUUGAAAAUAUACUCAGUUUUCCGGGGACUUUGUUUCUCCUGAAAAUGGCUGAGAGACCAGAGGAUCUGAACCUCCCUGCUGCUGUGGUGACGCGCCUCAUGAAGGAUGCUCUACCAGAGGGCUGCAAUGUGUCCAAGGAGGCACGCCAAGCUGUCUGUCGAGCUGCCUCAGUUUUUGUACUCUACCUCACCUCACAGUCAAAUGCAUUGGCCCAGCAGAGUAAGAGGAAAACUGUGAAUGGAGCUGACGUGAUAGCCGCCCUCACAGACAUGGAGUUUGAUGAGUUCUGUGACCCUCUCAAGGAGGCUCUGGAAGACCACAAGUCGCGGCAAAAGAACAAGAAGCUCUCCAAGAAGCGGAAGGCGGACGAUUCAGAGGAGACGCCGGUCGCCGAGGAGACGGAGGAACCGGAGCAACAGGCCGAGGGAGGCGAUUAGUGCCCGUUUAUUUUAUGCCCCAUACGCACACGAUCACUCUGUAUAUAUCCACCGAUUUCGUCAAUCCGUGUACAAAUAAACAUGUUCAACUGUCUGCUCAGUUGAAAACAA
Amphibalanus amphitrite is the source of this 757-nucleotide messenger RNA. It is a transcript of the gene Chrac-14, whose product is annotated as DNA polymerase epsilon subunit 3-like. Gene Ontology annotation, cellular component: epsilon DNA polymerase complex; CHRAC. The transcript has 4 exons. Gene Ontology annotation, molecular function: protein heterodimerization activity; chromatin DNA binding. NCBI's taxonomy places the organism in Eukaryota, Metazoa, Arthropoda, Thecostraca, Balanomorpha, Balanidae. The record is from RefSeq and is a predicted model, not a curated record. Gene Ontology annotation, biological process: heterochromatin formation; DNA damage response; leading strand elongation. Bases 254 to 646 code for a protein of 130 amino acids.